AUGGAAUCGAGUCAAUCUACCAAAUCAUUCAAGUCAAGUGAUGAUGAUGGCUGUGACGUCUACCAUGAUGUUGAGCAAGAACAAGCAAUACAAAAUUUAUCUGUAAGUAUUGCAGGACUGAAAAGAGUACUUUGCGAUGCCAAUACCCAAGAUGAAGAUAUUGUAAUUAUUCCUGAGAAGAAAAGCCUCAAACAAUUGGUAUUGCGAAUUCUGGACAAUCUGCAGGUAGGGGUAUUUUGUCAAAGAAACAAUAGAAAUUCGAGCAAAAUUCUGGGUACAGUGGGGGCGUCAGGUCAGGAAAACCGUGCGACAUCAGCGACAAGUAAAAAUGAAGGACAGGGCACAAAAUAAAAGAGUUUGUCUUUUGUGUGCAAAAAGUGAUGUUACAAAAUUGAAGAACGGGGCAAUUCUUUCCUGCGGUGGAGAUUAUCAAAUUAAUAGACACAAAAACAGUACUCAUCCCAGCAUUCCACUUGCUGAAGUCAAAAGCAAUAUUGUGCAAUUAAUCACAUCUCAGUACCAAAAAGUGUAAGAGCCAAAAUCAUGUAAAUCAUAGUUCCAGCCAAACCACCUUCCAGCAAGGAAUCCUGAUGCUGAGGUUAUACAGGAAAUUAUAAAUCUUCCUCAGGUGAUGACAGUGAAGAGGAUGAUGACAAUCAUAAAAUAGAAACAAUGGCAACAUACAAUUUACAGAACAAUAAGAUAGUAAAUUCACAAUCACAGUACACAGAGAGUUCUGGCAGAUGCAGUGCCAUCACAGCAGAUACAACAUUCCAGACAAACCUGUCCAAUUCUGUUACGGUUACAAAACAAACCUUUGAAGAAAAAGUAGUAUCAAUGAUAGAAAAGCUCUGCAUCAAAGUUGACAACCUUAAAUAAGCUACCAGCACAACAGCAGGUAAUAUCGAAAGUCACCACAGGUGUGGUAGAUUUGAAUUGGUGCGUGUGACCAUAUAUGAUUAAAUUUGCCUGUCUUGCACAUGUUUUGGUAAUUUUCAUCUGAAGCCUGCAAGCAUAAGGCCAGGUAACAGUGACUUCUUAUAAUUUUUUUGAUUUUAUGAUGGUAAAAUUACUCCGUAAAUGGCUAGUUUACUCUAAAAAUUUGCUUUUCACAUUGUUUUAAUUGUCUGCAUUCAUUAACAAGAAACGGAGAAUUUUAGAUGGUGCCAAAAAAUGGUGGAUAUUUGCCCUUUGAGAAAGGCUAAUUAAUCCUGGUGUUAUCACACCCUGUGUAUGCUAAGUAUAAUGCUUUGCUCAAUUUUUGUCUCCCCGUGCAAAUAUAUUCAUUGGUUUGUACUGAAUAAGGAAAUAUUUGAUAUUAUAUACAAUAUUGUACAAGAAUCUCAAAUAUACCAAUAUGAUUUUUCCAUUGAAUGCAUUUUGUAUCAAAUAUUUAUAUGUUUAUCUAUUUAUAUAUUUAGCUAUUUUUUGCAAUCUUUAAUUAUAUGUUACAAAUUACCCUGUUUGUUUAAUAAAUGCAAUACUUAGGUGUGAAACAUGAUUUUACCUAUACUUGGUCAAGCUGUAAGACUAACACCUGCUAGAGCUACCAAGAAGCUGUCCAGAGACUGCACAAGUAUUUGCACUGGAAGGUAUCUUUAAUGAAGGGAGGAUAGACGGAACUCAUGAAUGGUGUAGGAACCUACUGGCGUAAGCUGAAGAGUUCUGUGAUUCAACACAUGCUUUGUGCUUGUGAUAGACACACACUCUUACAGCAUUGAAUGAGGAAAAUAAUUUAAUGAAAAAGAAUUAUGAAGCAGCUGAAACAUUAGUAAAGAGUGCAUUAGUUUCCAUUAAAACAGUAGCGAUUGAUACACUGGGUGGAAAGCAUAAUUUAAAAAUGAAAAUUAAAGCCCAGCAAAUGACUUCAGACAAGACAUAACCAAAUAUAAAAUUUAUAGCCAAUAAAUUUUAUAUUUUGUUAUGUCUUGUCUGAAAGUCAUUUGCUGGGCUUUAAUUUUCAUUUUUAGUUUCCAUUAAGUCCAAGUCUGCUGCAGUUCAUUAUGAAGAGCAGGUUGCUUUUGCCUAUUCCCUCAAGGCUCAAUUUGCUAGUUUGGCGUAUGUGCAGUGGCAAUGUCUAGUCAAAUCUUACAAGCUUUUCACUGCAGCAUUGAAGAACGUAUCUCCAGCAUUCUCUGAUGAACUCCAUCCAUUACAGUAUCAAGUUCUUGGACAGGUAGGACUUUAUUUGACUACAAGUUUGCCUAAGUUAAUAUACUACCACUAUUUUUUAUUGACUAUAUUUUGAAUAUGUAUUGCUUUCCCAGGACUUUGUUGACUUAUUGUUGAUGCACAAUAUGUUUGCACCUGUUGCUAAUGUAAUGUGA
This is a messenger RNA of Paramuricea clavata, 2327 nucleotides long. The record is from the annotation of a GenBank genome assembly. Lineage: Eukaryota; Metazoa; Cnidaria; Anthozoa; Malacalcyonacea; Plexauridae.